GGGAGAUAAUCUGUUUGGAGCCAUGGCUCUAAUCCAUCACCAAUUCCUGCCUGCACGCAUCUUCGUUCGCCCGUUUAAUUCACCUCACAAAUUUUCAAAACCCUCCCUAUUUUUGUCAUCUAAAACCCCAAACUUGUUCUCGCUAUGUUUUGCAGCAUUACCAGCUGAUGUUUCUGAGUCUUCAGGCUCCAUUUUUCUUCCGUUACUUGAAGAAGAAGAACGACGAAGGGAUGAGGAGGAGAACAAAGAAGACAUAGAAGCGGUGGCAGAGCAAGAACAGACAGAGGACCCAGAUGAUCCAAUUUACAGAUUCUUCAAGUCUCGCACUUCAACCACUGGCCAAGACCCUCAGAACGAAGGAAAAUUCACCCUCCAGAAGAACCGUCGCGUUUCAUGGCAUCUUGCUUCAGAUGCCGAGUCUGUUGAAGAAACCGAAGUUAAUUUGGGUUCCGAAUACUCAGUUGUUGAGGAAAAGGAAGAGACAAGGGCGAGGAAGGAAUUGCUUGAGGGCAUUGUUGGGGAGAUUGUUCAAAUUGCAAGAAACAUACCGGAAAAUCUGACACUAGGGGAGGUUUUGAACGGUUAUGAGGGACGCGUUGAUAAGACAGAGUGCCUGAAGGUGUUGGGAUUUCUUGGGGAGGAAGGUCGUUUAUUUGAUUGUUUGUAUUUCUUCGAGUGGAUGAGAUUGCAGGAACCAUCACUUGUUACACCUCGGGCAUGUAGUGUGUUGUUUCCUGUGUUAGGAAGAGCAGGGAUGGGUGAUAAGUUGAUGGUUCUCUUCAGAAACUUACCGUCCAGCAAUGAGUUCAGAGAUGUUCGUGUUUAUAAUGCUGCGAUUUCAGGCCUUUUGUAUAGUGGAAGGUAUGAAGAUGCCUGGAAACUAUAUGAGUCAAUGGAACAUGAUAAUAUACGUCCAGAUCACGUGACGUGCUCUAUUGUGAUUACAAUAGUUAGAAAACUUGGCCAUUCUGCGAAAGAAGCUUGGCAAUUUUUUGAGAAAAUGAACAGAAAAGGGGUCAGAUGGAGCGAGGAAGUCUUGGGUGCAUUAAUCAAGUCAUUUUGUGAUGAGGGGUUGAUUAAGGAAGCUCUCAUCAUACAGUCAGAAAUGGAAACAAAAGGAGUCUCUUCAAAUGCGAUUGUUUACAACACUCUGAUGGAUGCAUUUUGUAAAUCCAACUACAUAGAAGAAGCUGAAGGCCUUUUUGCCGAGAUGAAAGCUAAAGGGAUUAAGCCCACCGCAGCUACAUUUAACAUUUUAAUGUAUGCAUACAGCAGAAGAAUGCAGCCUCAGGUUGUGGAGAAGUUGAUGGUAGAAAUGGAGGAUGCUGGCCUGAAUCCAGAUGCGAAAUCAUAUACUUGUCUAAUCAGUGCUUAUGGGAAGCAGAAGAAAAUGAGUGACAUGGCUGCAGACGCAUUCCUGAAGAUGAAGAAAGCUAGCAUAAAACCCACUUCACAUUCUUACACAGCUCUAAUUCAUGCUUAUUCAGUUAGUGGUUGGCACGAGAAAGCUUACAUGGCAUUUGAGAACAUGCAAAGAGAGGGCCUCAAACCCUCCAUAGAAACCUACACUGCUCUCCUGGAUGCAUUUAGGCGUGCUGGUGAUACCCAGACGUUAAUGAAGAUAUGGAAGUUGAUGAUGAGUGACAAAAUCGAAGGAACGCGAGUUACGUUCAAUACUCUUCUUGAUGGAUUUGCUAAACAAGGUCACUACGUUGAAGCAAGGGACGUAAUAUCUGAAUUUGGUAAGAUUGGAUUGCACCCGACAGUGAUGACAUAUAAUAUACUGAUGAACGCAUAUGCGCGAGGAGGUCAGCACUCAAAGUUGCCACAACUGUUGAAAGAGAUGGCAGCUCUGAAUCUAAAACCUGAUUCUGUAACUUAUUCAACGAUGAUAUAUGCCUAUGUUCGUGUUAGGGAUUACAAGCGGGCUUUUUUUUAUCACAAGAAGAUGGUCAAAAGUGGACAAGUUCCAGAUCCCGAAUCUUACAAGAAGCUUAGGGCCAUUCUGGAUGUAAGAGCCGCCACGAAAAACAGGAAGGAUAAAAGUGCUAUACUGGGUAUAAUUAACAGUAAGAUGGGCAUGGUUAAAGAGAAGAAGAAGAAGAAGAAAGAUGAGUUCUGGAAAUACAAGAAAAAACAUACAAGACAACCCGGUUCUGGUCCCAUUGUGCCACAAGGGAAACUUUGAAAUGCCCUUGAGCAUUGUAAGUUCAAUUUCUCCGUCCCCACUACUAAAUUGCUCUCUAAUAUAAUGUCGAUAUCAAGAUCUUCAUGAUUUUAAGUUUGAGGCUAGGCGCAAGACAUGCCCUCGUACGGCCCGUCAAUAGUGACGUCCUUCUUGUUAUUUUGACUUGAGUUUACUGCAACUUAGUGGUAGUUGUUUCAUUAUUGUUUUGGGAACAAAAGGUGGGCUACGCCCAGAAACAAAAAAGCAAGCGAUUAAAGUUAGAAAAGUGGGACUACGAUCCCAUAGGCUCUUUCUGCACCAGCGUCCUUAGGAAAUCAGGAACCGUAUCAUGAAAGGAGGAGCACUGGAAACCUUUGGCAAGUUUAAAAACCACCAUAAUCUGGCCUCGUGGCACUUGCUUAAUGAUUCUAGUCCACUGAAACUUAGGCAUACGUUUGAUCCCUGUUGCACUAAGAUGCAGUUGACAUUAUUAAGAGAAUCCCUGUUGAUAUUCUCUGCCAGCACCUUGGAAUCAGAUUCCAUUGCAACUUGUUUGACUUGUCCAUAAUGAAAGGAAUUCCCGAUUCCUGCGCUUACCGAUUGCAGUCGGGAGCGGGACAAGAAAUUUUAUGGGGUUGGUUCGUGAGAAUGGGCCGAGUCAGUCAGAUUUGGGAUUAUGACUUGCGUGCCAAUUUCCAUCUUCGUCGGGGGUAGGGCACUGAAGUUUGUUUUUUUGACAAAAGGGCAAUGAAGUUGGAAUUUGCUCGAUGUAUAGGUUUUGGAGUUUCUCGUUUUAAAAAUGUUAAGUUGAAUUUUUUAAAAAUAUGGAAAGGCAUGUUAUCUUAACAAAA
Messenger RNA from Neltuma alba, 3018 nucleotides. Its product is annotated as pentatricopeptide repeat-containing protein At5g50280, chloroplastic. The record is from RefSeq and is a predicted model, not a curated record. Bases 23 to 2188 code for a protein of 721 amino acids. Lineage: Eukaryota; Viridiplantae; Streptophyta; Magnoliopsida; Fabales; Fabaceae. The transcript has 2 exons. Gene Ontology annotation, molecular function: protein binding.